This is a messenger RNA of Camelina sativa (false flax), 2164 nucleotides long. NCBI's taxonomy places the organism in Eukaryota, Viridiplantae, Streptophyta, Magnoliopsida, Brassicales, Brassicaceae. The record is from RefSeq and is a predicted model, not a curated record.
CGUCACUAUGCUCGAAACCUAAACCACUUUUUGCGGCUGUGUUGUCUGAAGAAACUCUUCUCAGAUCCCAUUGACUACUAUUUUCUUGAAUAAUCUUGGUGGCAAUCGGUUUCAGUUUUCCUCAUAGAGUCUAUUUCCCCUUGAUAAUCUUCAGGUAAACUCUCAAUCCCCCUCCAUAACUUUCCUAUGGGUACUCGGCCGUAGUCAGUUUCUAAGGUGACUGUUCACCGUGAAUGGGUGACUGCCGUGACAUUGUAGCUGGCUUAUCCUCCGUUGAUGACAGAGUGAAAGUGCGUCGUAGGUCGAGUUCGAGUGUGGAUUCUAGCAUGUCUCUUAGAAAUGUGUCGUUAGAGGUGAAGCUCUUGCAGAACAACCCACCUUCAGUCUUUAGAGAGGAUGACGUUCUUAAGCUGAAGACAACUUACAACUUACCAAUGUCUGUGCACUUGAGGCUUCCUCUUCCCUCAGAAAGAGCAGCGAAUGCAAAGCGUGAUGAGGUCGUUGUUUAUGAGCUGUAUUUUGCAGCAGGCUUGCGUGAAGUGAUUCCAUCCCUUAUUGCAAAAGUGGCUAAGCGCUUUGCAAUUUCACCUGGCCAGUUCUACCCAUCAGCCUGGAGAUUUCUGACCGCUAUUCAAACUUUCUGGGAGUUGGAGUCUAUUACCAUAGGAGUAGAGGAGGUCUUGUGUGCGUAUUUCCUUUUACAAGUUGAAACUGACCCUGGAAGAUACUAUCUACACACGAGGAAUCAUCCACCUUUAGCAGUUGACUUUGAAGGACCUUCUAAAAGAACGCUUGAGGAAGGAUGGAGAGAAAGAUAUGUCUUUAUGAAAGUGGGUGAUAACCCUGGUUUUCCUACUUCCUGGUUUGUUGCAGGUGUCAAAUCCAAAGCCAAUUUAGCAUUUAGAGAUGGGGCUCUUGAAGUGGUAAAACAUUCGUUGCUUCACCGUUCAGUAGAGUUUCUUACCAGCAAAUUUGCUUUAGAGAACAGUACUAUUUGGGGUUUCAACAUGUCUAACGGUCAGCGGAGCUCCGCAUCAGAUGCUUUUGCAAAGUUCAUGGCAGCUUCUGGGAGAUUAGCAGAGGCUAAUCCUUCCUCAUCCGGAGAUGAAGUGCAGUUUCUGGGCGAUCUUCCCACGCACAAGCGUAGGACUCGUGAUGACACCGCAAAUUCGUCAGAGGCAAGGCGACUUAGGACUGUUCAGACCGUUGCAGUCCUAUCUCCUUCCUCUGAGUUAGUCUCCAGCUCCACUACUUCUAUGGCUGCUGAGGAAUUGAGAUGCAAGAUUCUCAAUCAUGACUUUGAGUCUCUGGUCGACAUUGGGACCAAUUCCACCACUGAUAGCGUCUAUACUGAUCUCCUCAAGGCAAUGUCUUCUUUCCAUCUCGUCGAUAAGAAGUUAUCUUCUGAACACCAAAUCAAUGAGAAUCUGAGGCGUGAACUGGACAAUGAGAAGUCAAGAACCAAUUUUGCUCACAAGACCAUUGCUGCGAAAAGCAAUGAAAUUUCUAGUCUUGAAGCGAAAGUGCAAGAACUUGAUCAGACCAUACUCAAUCUUCAGGCUUUAGGUUCGGAUCUAUUGAAGGAAAAGGAACUGCUUCACCAAGAGAUCAUGGUCCUCAGGAAACGAGUUGACGUUUUAAAGAAUGAGCUUGAGUUUUUCUUGAAUGGAGCAGCUAUCAUAGCUCGAUGGGAAGCCUUGCGGGAAUGCUUGUUGGAAGAGCACAAAAAAUGGAAGCUGGAUGAAGUGGAGGAACAGUACCGCACCGUGAUGCGGAGCCAAGCACUGUUUAAAGGAAUGCCUCCUCCUAUAUUCGAAGAAUCCCUCGCUUCGAUCCAAGCGCAGGAGCGGGCUAACUCGGCCAGGGCACUUCUGAUCCCACUCCCCCAUGACCAGCUCUACCUCUACUUGUUUAUGAGUUUUCUGUUUUGUGGAAAGUUGUCGAGCAUUGUUGUACUCUGGCUUUACGGUAAUUUAACAACGUAUGAACACCGCUAUAAUCAUGUCGAGUAGGAGAUUGUCUUCUAGUAUUGUAGACAUAUGUAGUGGAUGAUUGUUGCAUCUCGUAGAUCCCACUAGGUGUUAGUGCUUUCUGCCAUCUCUGUAUUUUUUGCUAUAUUAAUGUUUUACCUUAUUAUCGAUGAUCCAUAUUUCUAUUGUGACCU